AUGGCAACGAAGCAAAUGUUGCCGGGUGAGGGUGCGGACCGAAGUUCGCGUCCUGGCACGAGGUCUGUCGCGCGUUCUCGUGGCACCUCGCCCUCUUCUGCUCCGCGGUUGGGAAUUUCGCAAGAACUGACCGCGCUCGGCUCCCAGUUGCAGGCGCUGGACCGUCGCCAGCAACUUCUGUUCGAUCCGUCCGUGUUUCCCGAAGACAGCCGCCUCGCGGUCAGUUUUCCGCCCUUCACGAGGAAGGUCGAGGACGCUGCGGAGGCGCCGCACGGCGCCGUGAAACUGCGGAAUCCCCACCGAGACGGCCUGGACCGCGUUUUGGGCGACCUUUCGAAACCCGUCGAUCUCGGUGUGUCGCUGCCAGCCGAGUUGCAACGCGACAGUUUCGCGCAAAACGACCCGCCUGGGCGGCUGCCGCCCGCGCUGAAGCACACGAGUCUGCGGAAACUCGACGAGGACGCCGUCAGCAAGUUCCACGUCGGCGUCCGCCAAUCCGCUCGCCCGGUCUCGUACGCGGACGCUCUGGAGAGGACGCGGCGGGAGGAAGAUCGCCAGGAGAAAGGCGCCGUCCGCUUUGCCGCGGCGACCGCCGCGGUGGCCGCUGCGGCCUCUGCUGUCGGGGCGGACGCCGACGAAAUCGACUGCGUCGUGACGGUCGAGGAACAAGCUCCGCCCGUGUGCGUGUCUCAGGGAGAAACGAACGGGGGUAAAAGUUCCGGCCCAGGACCGGGGGAGCUGCGCGCGGAGCAGGCGGCUGCUGGCUCGACUGUGAAGAUGCCAGCGGACGUCUACUCGGCUCCCGGUGGAGCCUGGCGCGCAGCUGCGCGUGCGCCCAGCCCCGAGGCGCUUGCCGAACCCAAGGUGUACAGCCACAGUCAGUGGGUCGACGAACGCAGAGGCGAAGGCGGCGCGCCACCUGGACAGUUUCCUUUUCCACGGGGACUCACAGAAAUGCAGGAGAGAAUGGAGGAGGAGUGGAUCGACCGCGAAAGGCGCCUGCGAGCCGACCACAAACGCGAGAUGGAACGAGCUGUUGCGCAUGCGUCAGAAAAGCUGUCUCGGGAGUACAGUCGCCGCCUCGUGUUCGAGUUGCAGGAGCAAGAGAAGGCUCUCUUGGCGCAGAUGCAUGAGCGACAUCGUCAGGCUCUGGCCGAAAUUCGGUGCAUCUCUGAGUCGAAAACGGAUGCCGAGGAGGAGACACAGCGCUUCCAGAGAGAAGCCAGCGCGAAGGAGCACCAGCUGCAGAAGGUCCUGCAUGAAACGCGUCUCAUAGAAAGUGAACGCGAGGCCCUCGCCGCAAAAGUUCAGCAUUUGGAGGCGGAGAACGCGAGUCUCCAUGCGUCUCUGACGCCUCUGGAGAAGCAAGCGUGCAGCCAGAGAGCAAAGGAAGAAGACCUGCAGCUGCGCCUCGAGCGCCUCAAGGCCUCCAACGACCGCCUCCAGAUUCAGCUGCAACAUGAGCAGCAACUCGCGGCGAAUUUCGCGCAGAAACGCAGAGGCUUGGAGCGCGAGGUCGAAGUUCUCGACGAGAAACGCGCCGUUGCAGAGCGGGAGUGGAAGCGGGUGGCGGCAGAGCUCCGCGAGCUCCAAGAACGGCAGGCGGGUCUCUGCGCCUCCAACGCUCACUUGCAGAACGAACUGGAUAAUGCCAUCCGCCACGGAAGGAACUUGGAACAGAGAAUCGACGAAGAUAGAAGCAAAGACGACGAAAGACAGAAGUUGUCACAGCGACUGGAGAAGUUGCAGGAGGAGAAGGAGACGACGGAGAGGCGCCAGGCAGAUGAGAUUGCAUCUCUGAGGAACCGCAUCAAACACCUGGACGCCGUGACGUUUCAACUCCGAACGAUGCGCCAGGACUUUGAGAGUCAACAGUUGGAAGUUAAGCGGCUGAGAGACGAGAAUGCUACGCUGCUUGCGGAGAUGCGUCACCAAAACAAAGGAGACCAUGCAAUGAAGCUUGAUCAGCAGGCUCUCCAGAACGACUUGAUUACCGUCAAACAGGAGAACGCAGACCUUCGCAAGGAGAUGAAUCGGCUCAUCAAGGAAAGGAAUUUCGCAGCUUCCGGAGGGAGUCUUCCUCCAUAUACGCCGCCGAGACCCAAUUCGUUUUCCACCACACCAUCUCCCGACAAUCCGCUGGCCAUGCAGCUCUACAGUUCCGAGCAUUCGCGAGGCUGCGGCAACGCUUGCUCCGGAGGUGGGCGGCAAGCAGAUCCGAUGAUGACAGAGCACGACGCGUCCGUCUGCCCUUCUCUUACUGGCCCUCUGAAUCGCCGGUGUUUCACUUCGGACGGAAGACCGCGGUGCGUGGAAGACCUGUCGAUCCCCUCACCCUUGAGUCGCGAGGCCUGUGCGAGUCCGGCGCUGAGAGCGCAGCAACUGGCCGUCCGCUGUUCGACGUCGAUCAAUCCCGUAGGCCGUAGCACGCGACCUCCACCCUCUGUAGGCGCAGCCUCCAAUCCUCUUCAACAUGUACACUGCCCUUCCGCCGCCUCUCGCCUAGGCACUGAAGGAGAUCAUCCUUCUUACAUGUACGAUGGCUACCGCGGAGAUUCGCGAAAGGCAACAGCUCUAGGAGCUCUCGCGGAGGACAUUCCGGCGCGAGGUCUGGCGCCUGCAAUCAGCCUCCCCGUGACGGCCGAGACUCCCGAACAAGUCGCCUCGCUCGAAUCUCAACUCCUGUUGCUGGCAACAGAGCGAAGGCGCAUAGAAAGCGAACUGAGUAAAAUUCCUUCUGCGCGAGGUCGCACUGCGCGAGAGCGCCAGCAGAUGCAACAUCUUGAGAGUCGUCUAGUCGAGGUCGACGGGACGACGCACCGGAUCAAACAGAUCCUUUUUCAGGCUCAGAGAAGAAAGAACUGA
Molecule: messenger RNA, 2865 nt
Organism: Toxoplasma gondii ME49
Lineage: Eukaryota; Apicomplexa; Conoidasida; Eucoccidiorida; Sarcocystidae
Exons: 14
Coding region: 1-2865 (954 amino acids)
Source: RefSeq, a predicted model, not a curated record